Molecule: messenger RNA, 4544 nt
Organism: Lates calcarifer (barramundi perch)
Lineage: Eukaryota; Metazoa; Chordata; Actinopteri; Centropomidae
Product: glutamate receptor 3
Exons: 16
Coding region: 384-3044 (886 amino acids)
Biological process (GO): modulation of chemical synaptic transmission; monoatomic ion transport; synaptic transmission, glutamatergic
Cellular component (GO): AMPA glutamate receptor complex; postsynaptic membrane; dendritic spine
Molecular function (GO): AMPA glutamate receptor activity; transmitter-gated monoatomic ion channel activity involved in regulation of postsynaptic membrane potential
Source: RefSeq, a predicted model, not a curated record
CCCUCACCUCUCUCUCUCUCUCUCUCUCUCUCUCUUUCUCUUUCUCUCUCUCUCUUUCUCUCUCUAUCUCCGUGGUCCAUUUCAAUGGUCUUUAUCCACAGUAAGGAGAUCCGCUUUCCCUCUCCUCCUCCUCCUCCACCACCACCACCACCAUCUUUGUGAUAAAACAUUGGCUUUAGGUUUUCAGCAGCAGCAGCAGCGGCAGAGAGGCUGGCGCUGCAGUUGCGCUGGCACACAUUCAACGUGGGUGCACGCAGCGAGUGAGAGAAAAGACCCGCCGCAUCUUGUGGAUUUCUUUGCGUAUACAAGCCCGUGUACAUGGUUCUCCCUGCACCUCCUCUGUCACAUCCAGACCAGGAGUUGAUUUCACUUCUCGGAGAAAAAUGUGGCAUCGCACAAUAGCGACAGUCCUUGCUCUGUUGUAUUUUGUGGGGGACUCGCUGGCAGGGUUUCCGAAUCAAAUCAACAUUGGUGGACUGUUCAUGCGCUCUACAGUGCAGGAGCACAGCGCCUUCAGGUUUGCUGUCCAGCUGUAUAACACCAACCAGAAUGUGACGGAGAAACCCUUCCACCUCAAUUACAAUGUUGACAACCUGGAGUCUUCCAACAGUUUCUCUGUCACACAUGCCUUCUGCUCCCAGUUCUCCCGAGGAGUUUACGCCAUCUUCGGCUUCUACGACAGGAAGUCCAUGAACACGCUGACCUCCUUCUGCGGGGCGCUGCACACCUCCUUCAUUACGCCCAGCUUCCCCAUCGACGCCGACGUGCAGUUCGUCAUCCAGAUGAGGCCCGGUUUGCGAGGAGCCGUUCUCAGUCUGCUGGACCAUUACAAGUGGGAGAGGUUCGUCUACCUUUACGACACUGAUAGAGGUUUCACAAUCCUCCAGGCCAUUAUGGAGUCGGCUGUAGCCAAUAACUGGCAGGUGACAGCUCGCUCGGUGGGGAACAUCGUGGACCCCACAGAGUACAGACGCAUCAUCGAAGAGAUGGACCGCCGGCAGGAGAAACGCUUCCUCAUUGACUGUGAGGUGGACAGGAUCAACUCCAUACUGGAGCAGGUGGUGACCUCGGGAAAAAACAGCAGAGGAUACCACUACAUCCUCGCCAACCUGGGUUUUUCCAACAUGAGCCUGGACAGGGUCUUUUCUGGUGGAGCCAACAUCACAGGCUUCCAGAUCAUCAACCCAGACAGCCCCAUCGUCCAGCAGUUCCUCCAGCGCUGGGAGCGCCUGGAUGAAAGAGAAUUUCCAGAGGCCAAAAACACUCCGCUGAAGUAUACAUCAGCACUGACACACGAUGCCAUCCUCGUGAUCGCGGAGGCCUUCCGGUACCUUCGGCGGCAGCGGGUGGACGUGUCACGCAGGGGGAGCGCGGGCGACUGCCUUGCCAACCCCGCUGUGCCCUGGAGCCAAGGCAUCGACAUAGAGAGAGCCCUCAAAAUGGUCCAAGUACAAGGUAUGACAGGAAACAUCCAGUUCGACACGUUCGGCCGGCGAUCUAAUUACACAAUCGAUGUGUACGAGAUGAAGUCAGUGGGCCCCAGGAGGAUCGGCUACUGGAAUGAGUACGAAAAAUUUGUAUAUAUAAUGGAUCAACAGGUCACCAACGAGUCCUCUUCUGUGGAAAACCGAACAAUUGUGGUCACUACUAUUAUGGAAGCUCCGUAUGUGAUGUACAAGAAAAACUAUAUGCAGAUGGAUGGGAAUGACAGAUAUGAAGGCUACUGUGUCGAUUUAGCUUCUGAAAUUGCAAAACAUGUGGGGAUAAAAUAUAAGCUGUCAAUAGUGCCGGAUGGGAAGUACGGAGCCAGAGAUCCAGAGACCAAGACGUGGAACGGGAUGGUGGGUGAACUGGUUUAUGGGAGAGCUGACAUAGCUGUGGCUCCUCUAACUAUAACGUUGGUACGGGAAGAAGUGAUAGACUUCUCUAAGCCCUUCAUGAGCUUGGGCAUCUCCAUUAUGAUUAAGAAGCCUCAAAAGUCCAAGCCUGGGGUGUUUUCCUUCCUGGACCCACUGGCCUAUGAGAUUUGGAUGUGUAUAGUUUUUGCCUAUAUCGGCGUGAGUGUGGUGCUCUUCCUGGUGAGCCGUUUCAGCCCGUAUGAGUGGCAUCUGGACGAGAACGAUGAGGCCAAAGACCCUCAGAGCCCCCCAGACCCUCCAAACGACUUUGGGAUUUUUAAUAGCCUGUGGUUCUCCUUGGGCGCCUUCAUGCAGCAAGGAUGCGAUAUCUCACCAAGGUCGCUUUCCGGCCGCAUCGUCGGAGGAGUGUGGUGGUUCUUCACCCUCAUCAUCAUCUCCUCCUACACGGCCAACCUGGCCGCCUUCCUCACAGUGGAGAGGAUGGUGUCCCCGAUCGAGAGCGCAGAGGACCUGGCUAAGCAGACGGAGAUCGCCUAUGGGACGUUAGACUCAGGCUCCACUAAGGAGUUCUUCAGGCGCUCGAAAAUAGCAGUUUAUGAGAAAAUGUGGUCAUACAUGAAAUCAGCAGAACCCUCAGUGUUUGCCAAGACAACACCAGACGGGGUUUCCCGAGUACGAAAGUCGAAGGGCAAGUUCGCCUUUCUUCUCGAAUCCACUAUGAACGAGUACAUAGAGCAGCGGAAACCCUGCGACACCAUGAAAGUGGGCGGCAACCUCGACUCUAAAGGCUAUGGCGUGGCCACACCCAAAGGCUCUGCAUUAAGAACUCCUGUAAACCUUGCAGUAUUGAAACUCAGUGAACAAGGCAUCUUAGACAAGCUGAAAAACAAAUGGUGGUACGAUAAGGGUGAAUGUGGAACCAAGGACUCUGGAAGUAAGGACAAGACAAGCGCACUAAGCCUGAGCAACGUGGCAGGAGUCUUCUAUAUUCUGGUAGGAGGGCUUGGCCUGGCUAUGACUGUGGCUUUGAUAGAGUUCUGCUAUAAGUCACGACAAGAAACCAAAAGACUGAAGCUGGCAAAGAACGCCCAAAACUUUAAGCCAGCCCCUCCGGCAAACACCCAGAAUUUUGCCACGUACCGUGAAGGCUACAACGUGUAUGGGACAGAGAGUGUUAAAAUCUAGAGGAGAAUGAAAUGUGUCAAUUCCCACUGGUGCGUCUGGAUGGAAACAGCCACUCCGUGUGACCCCGACACCCCCGAGGCUGGCAUCCAUGGAGGCAACAGCCUUCUUUCUCAUCAGCUUGAACACAAGCCUACAAGUCAACAAGUGCUCAUUCUGGGUUGUGAGACCCGUCACACUAACAGAGGGCAAUGACGCAACAGGACUUUUGCUUCUGGAAACAUGGGAUUUGCCUCUUGUAGUGCCUUAUGGAGCAUUUUGGCGUCAUGGCAAUGCAAUUAAAAUUUAAUUCACUUGAAAACAAAACUUAAAAAAAAAAAUCUGUGGAACUAGGGCAAAACAUUGCUUCAAAUGACAAUUAGAUGAACUGUUGUAAUUUCAGUUGUUUUCUAUUUUGAAGAAGAAAAAAAAAAAAGCCAUGAUUUGCAAUCAGAACAUCCUGGAGUACUUAUUAAGUCAUUGGAAUCCUUUACAGACAUAUUUUUGUGGUGAAAUCUUAAGUUGGAUAAAUGUUAUAUUUAGUGAAGUAAAGUCAUUUUCUUGUUUUACUAUAAGACUAUUUUCAGUGUCAUAAUAUUUAGGACAAGCAUCAAUCAAUAAGGCUAAGUAUCAAUAAACCUGACGACAUUGUACCCCAGUUUUUACUCAGAAAAUAUCAAUAAUAUGAAACUAGUGGUCAUCUGAAACUGCGUAGGUGGUGUUACUUUCAAAGCCUGUUGGACAUCAUGUACAACUGACUGUAAUCACUUAGAUGCUUGUUUUAAAUCAACCAUGUGAGACUACAUUUGUUUCAACUGCCACAAUUUUGGAACGAGACCGUUUUUUAUUGAAAUGAGGUCCGCUUUUAAUCACUUAGUGCCAUACUGUUGAAUUCAAAAGAAUUAUAAAUCCUUUAGAGACUAGGAGAGUGAACCCCCUUUUUAUGUAACAGCAUAUUCAAAUGGUUUAACUGAGCUUAUGGUUUACACUUUGUACACACUUAGAAGCUGUUCUCAUGUAAAUGCAGUAUCUGCAGCUGUGAAUCUCAACAUUUUUUGGUAAAUGAUAACACACCAUAGCUUCUUUGGUUGUGAUAAGCUUUCUGUGUCUAUGCAUUAUGCAGAAGGUGAGCUGGUGAACUGUACAUUGAGGAAAGAGCUAUGAAUGAAACAUUUGUCUGUUUGUAUAAGUGAACUUUUUAUAAACUGAAGGAAAAACCUAAAAAUGCUACACACCAUCUACGCCUACAUUUGUUUAGUAUAUGGGACUUUUUCAUCCUUUUCUCCCCAGAUACAGUGCAUGUGAAUUUGGUGAUAGUUUUACCAAACUGCAACUCCAAAUGGACCCUGGUUUAGUUAGUGUCUGGUAACGACAUUUGAUCCAGUUUGGUUUUAGUUUUUCCAGUUCGUUUGUAACAGUACCUCAGCCAUGAGAGUUGCAUGUAUGGACACAGUGAGCCUCUGUGGAGAGGUCAUGUACAAAGGAUUUUAUUACAUUUCCUUAAUAAAAGCAGGUUUAUAUUCA